AGUCUAGGCGUGACUGACAAGCUAUGCCUGAAUUAAGGGCCAAACGACCAUCUGCUCCGAUCUGAGUGCACGAUGGAAGACUCCGUCUGUGCGCAUCGUCUCCGUCGUUUAACUUUACGCAUCACAAUACAUGUUGCGUCACCUUGGACAGAACCCGGCAGCGAGCCGGAAGGGCCAGCGCGUCCAGCCCAAAGCCAUGCCCCCGCCGGAGCCUAACUUUGGGCGACCAAUGUCUAUGUGUACCUGACACGCCUGUCAAUGCAAGCCAUCGCCCCGUCGGUCUGAUCCGCUUGCCAAGGACUGGCUCAACUCGGUGAUCUACUCUCCCUGAUAAGGUGUAGCACGGGAUAGUACUUCAAUAUACUUUAUAGACGAAUAUCCCCGCACGAAAGGCGCGAAGGACCAGUGUGCCUUUCGUCUCUCCCUUUCUUGAAAGAGACGCAACCCUGCUCUCACAAUGCAUUCCAUCGGGGCCAGCGGAGACGUUUUCUGGUCCAGGGCGGGACAAGGGUUGCUGAUUAUCUUGCUCGUGUGCCACUGGUUCGGAGGAUUUAGCGGAGCGACACCAUUGCUACCCGUACGUGUCUAUAUUUCACUGCUACGCUGAGCUUUCUGAAUCUCGUUUCAGGCUGAUAUUGACAACGGCACAUCUGGGACGGGGAGCGAAGCCGCGCGGGUCAUGGCGAGGCGCGAGCCUGCACCAAAGACACAGGACUCGGCCCCGACAGACUUCUCGAUAUCAGCUCCCGCCGUCCCCACCUACUCUUUCCCCUCCUACUCAUACUCAAUGCCCGAUUGGCUAUCUUCAAUAACCGACCCGUCGUACUCCAUUCCUCCAGACUAUUUCUCUGCUACUUCAUCAUGUGAUUCCUUUGAUACUCUCAUUGGCACUUGCUUGACACCAGAUAUUCCGAUGCCGACGUAUUCUUUUCCUAUACCCGACAGUGGCGGGGACGGAGGCAAGAAGAACGCGGACUCGGUGGUGCCCAACAUAUCAGAGGUCGGACAUGCGAUGAAGACGAGCCUCAAGAAAAUCAUUGGUGUUGUGGUCGGCAGCGUCCUCGGCCUUUUCGGUUUGGUUUCUUGAGAGGACUGUGGGCGGCGCGCAAGAAGAAGGUGAAACGCAAGAAGGGAAACUCCGAGACGGACGAUCCGGAAAAGAUCGCGUUGCACGGGCGCAUGCAUAGCACGAGUACACACUAGGCUAUCAGUAUGGCUAUGUCCCGUCUGAACAAGUUCCGCUCAUGGCGGCGGCGGGAGGAUACCCUGCACAGGUGA
Molecule: messenger RNA, 1278 nt
Organism: Phanerochaete carnosa HHB-10118-sp
Lineage: Eukaryota; Fungi; Basidiomycota; Agaricomycetes; Polyporales; Phanerochaetaceae
Exons: 1
Coding region: 680-1087 (135 amino acids)
Source: RefSeq, a predicted model, not a curated record